Penicillium malachiteum is the source of this 456-nucleotide messenger RNA. RefSeq names its product RidA family protein. Gene Ontology annotation, molecular function: deaminase activity. Lineage: Eukaryota; Fungi; Ascomycota; Eurotiomycetes; Eurotiales; Aspergillaceae. The record is from RefSeq and is a predicted model, not a curated record. Bases 1 to 456 code for a protein of 151 amino acids. The transcript has a single exon. Gene Ontology annotation, cellular component: cytosol; mitochondrion.
AUGUCAUCUAACGGCCAGUCUUUCCUCCUCGACCCCGAGAAGCGUACAGGGGCAACUCACUACUCUCACGCCCGAGUCGUCAAACCAUCCACUCACCACACUAUCUAUGUCUCGGGAAUUGCGGCAGUCAAGCCAGACGGAACAUACGAAGGAGUUAUCGAACAUGCCGACGGAAGUUUUACAGCGGAUGUGAAGGAACAAACCGCUGCUGUUCUGCGUCGAAUCGACAGCAUUAUCCAAGGUGCAUCCAACGGCAAAGCCAAUCUUUACAAUAUCGUUGACACUACUGUUUACAUCUUGGAUAUGAAGACUCAAUAUGCGGGAAUGAAUGAAGAGUGGAACAAAAUCUGGUCGGAUCGUGCGAGUGCCCCAAGUCGAGCAACUAUCGGAGUCAAAGAGCUUCCGGAUCCUCGUUUUAUGGUUGAGAUAAAAGCAACAGCAAUUUUUGGGGCAUAG